Paramormyrops kingsleyae is the source of this 4801-nucleotide messenger RNA. RefSeq names its product leucine-rich repeat-containing protein 52-like. Gene Ontology annotation, cellular component: voltage-gated potassium channel complex. The record is from RefSeq and is a predicted model, not a curated record. Gene Ontology annotation, molecular function: potassium channel activator activity; voltage-gated potassium channel activity; transmembrane transporter binding. Lineage: Eukaryota; Metazoa; Chordata; Actinopteri; Osteoglossiformes; Mormyridae.
UGAUAAAUUCCUCAUCUAAGGUAAGAGUAAUAUCGAGUUAUUUUCCUGUUUCCACCGAUGUUAUGAAUGACCAUGUGCAAAGCUUACUGCACAUCAAGGCUUACUUCAAUUACUAUGUUUAAAAUCCUGAAGUACUUUCAGAAUUACACGUUUCUAGGCUAUUGCUAGCAGUGGAACACCACAGACACAAUGGAAACGUCGCCUAACUUUGAGGUCACAGUAGUUACAUUUUCAUGCGACAAACGGAAAGUAUAUUAGAUAAUAUGGAGCAAAAAGCAACAAGUUUCCAUGAGUUGUGCUUGCCUCUACAAACUGUUGGUGGAAAUUUUGCCCAUUAAAGCACCAGGCGCGGGCUGGCCACCGAGAAGCGGUGUUGGCAAAAUGUACCAAGGCGGACCCCCCAUCCCGGCUGAUUUUUCGUUGCCAGGCUUUAAGCGAGCCACUCAUACCUUUCGACCCACCGAGCCUGCACACAAAAAACGUUACGAUUCGUGUAUAUACUUCACAUUGUGAGGCUUACUACGGGCACCUGGGGACCCUGAUCCGAAAUCGAGGGGGCUGGUGCCAAACAGACCCUUCUUCUCACCCUCAGGCUCGCCACUGCAACUACAGCAGCCGUUGCAACGCUGUUUAGCUGAAGCCUUCACAGAGCGACCAGGGACUCAAGGGAGCUGAAUCGUCACCUGGAUAUAAUUAAUGAAAUCCUCUAACUACAAAAAGCGCUGUUCCCAUUGUGAAGUCCCUGCAUUUUCUCAGUCAACUGUCCCAAACUAAGCACAUGACUAUCCCCGCUGCAUUUUGUAGGUGGACAGGAUUUAUACCGUGACAGGAGAAACAGGCGCGUUGUACACUGUAGCAGUCAUAUCUGUUACACAAUGAAAUGAUUCACGACGUUUUUUUCUCCAUAUUUAGUCUUUCAUCCGUAGUGACGAUUCCUUAUGUAGGACCAACGCGCGUGAAAAUUGAACAGAUUUCUUGAAUCGAAAGUAGCCUAUUUGUCCUGUCGGUGCUUAUCAGCGCAGGCGCCCGUGAAAACACAAUACAGCAAAGAGGCUGUAUAUUUAAUGAAACGAGCUAUUUAAUAGUGGGUCCGGUACCAGUAACGUGUUUUGACUGACGGGAGACAGUGUCUGAAGCAGUGAGAGGAACACUGAUAAGCCUCAUCAGUAUGUCCGGUGCCGAGACACCGUUCCAGGCGGUAGGAUUAAUACCGCUCUUUAGGUAAGACAGAAGAAGGUUCUGUGUUUUUUUUUUUUAUAAGGCGAGCUGUAUAUGACCAGGCUAUUCCUUUACACUUGUUAGUAAAUUUCGCACAUCUAGGUUAUUUACUGUGGGCGCGCAUCACAUUUGAGGUGUUAUAAACAGUCUACACCUGGUUACGUCACAGCUGUAGAUAUCCCGCUUGGGUGACAGCGACUGUCUGGAUUGUACUGGCAUGUCCCACUCCACCAACUCUCUCUCUCUCUCCACACACACACAUACACACACACACAGCGAGAGAGAGAGAGAGAGAGGGUAUCUCUCCCUGCCGAUCCACACAGCUGCGUUGGGAGUAGGCAGACCGGUCAACAGAAGCUGUAAUAAACAAGCACGCACACAUAAAUGUUCUCGCACUUGAAAUGCAAGACAGCUAAUUUCGGAGUCACAGUUAUCGCACUCUAACAGAAAUCAGGAGAUGGACGGACGUGUAGGAAUAACAGCGACAGUCUCUGAGGAAAUAAGUAGAUUAUUUCUUUUUUAAGCGAAUUGAAAAGCAGUUUUCGCAGUGAUGACAAAGAAUAAAUAAUUUAAGUCUUCUUGAGAAGAGACGGAAGCUAUGGCAUUUCGGAAGGCACUACAUUUGACUUGCUAUUCAGACAUCUUCGGAAAUAAAAGAGGACUUCUGUGUGUGCGUUACUGCGAUCGGGCGGUAAGGCACACAGUUUGACAGUCAUAAUAUUCUCUCCACAGGACAAAGACAGUCAUAGUCUGCACAUCAAGCAAUACAGAUCAAUGAGGAAUGCGAGAGUGAUUUGUGGUCCUAUCCAGACGGAGUUAAUGAAGCCCUCGGCGGUAGCAUGCGUCUCCACGAUCCCAGCGCGCAGUCCUUGAGGCUAGUCUUUCUGCUGAUCUUUGUGAUGGGGGUGGCACCCUCCCCGGUUUUCACCGCGGGCUGCCCGGACAGAUGCGUGUGCGACGAACAGCUCGUGGUCCAGUGCUCCGGGCAACACCUGACUGAGUUUCCCCUCAGCCUACCGCUAGCCACCCGCCAGCUCAUCAUCUCCAACAAUCUGAUUAGGGAGCUUCCAGCACUGGAGCUCAACUACUUGUCCGACUUGGUGUACCUGGACUGCAGCAACAACUCCCUCAGCGAGAUCGUAGAAUCCACCUUUGGGAACCUCAAGAAGCUUGCAUUCCUAGACCUGUCCUUUAACGCGCUGACGGUGGUAGACGACAGGACUUUCAGCGCGUUGGUCGGCCUGGUGAUGCUGAGGUUGACGGACAACCCCGGUCUGUCGGAGGUUCACCCGGAAGCCUUCGCGGAGAACACGGGGCUGCAGGUGGUGGACAUCAGCAGGAACAACCUGACCCUCCUGAACAUCACCUCCUACAUCACCAUGCCUGCCCUUCGCGCCCUGGGCCUGAGCGGCAACCCGUGGCGCUGCGACUGCGAUAACGAAGACCUCUGCCUUUGGAUGCAACUCGAGCCAUUCAGGUUUCAAGACCAGGGGGUGACUCUAUGCCAAAGCCCCCAGGACAUGGUGGGGCAGCGACUGGCGGAUGUGGGCUACCAGCUGCGUGAGGACUGCCACCCGGGGCUCGACUACUGGGACUACGUGUUCCUCACCGCCGUGGGCAUCGCCAUCUUUUCAGGGGGCACCAUAUCCGCUUGGGUCAUGGGAGUGGUGUUUGUGCUCUAUGACCGUUACUUCGAGAAGAAGGAAGACGAUGAAGAGGGUGAAGAGGAAGAUUUCCAGAGAGAUAGCUCUCGAAAUGGGGACGUCAAGCCCGGCAAGAACGUUUGACAGCCCCGAUCGGCAGAGGGGGGGGCUCAGGUCAGGAGAUGGGAUUCACAAGUCUUGAAGCGUGCCUUGAUGUCAUGGAGACUGGGAGAGGGAGAUGUCUAUCACGUCCUCUGAGACGGUACAGUCUGCCCAUUAAAAACACAGGAGGCCGUUCUUCCCACAACUUGGUUAUGAUUCUUUGUUUGUAAACAAAAAGCAAGCAUUAUCAAAGACCCCAUCAUCAUGGCUGUAGGUUAACAUUGCCCCCAGGAGUCCUAAGUAGGCUUGCUGUUCCCCGUGUUCACUUCCAGAGAGACCUUGGUGCUGUUAUCCACGGUGGCUAAGAAUGAGGUUUCCCUACAUUUCUUUCUCACAAAGCAGCAAAUGCCUUUGGAGAAUUUGGAAAGCUAUUCAGAUGGUGUGAAGACACCCAAAAAGAGCUCUACGGAAUGAAGGAAACUAUUGGUUUGAGGAUGUUUUUUGUCAAAACACAUCUCCAAAAAUCCAGUAAUCGGUCACUUAUAUGUGGGUUGGUUCUAUAAAGCUAACUUAGCUCCCUAUUGUAAUAAAUGCCUGUUCAAAUCCUAUUUGCUAGGGUAUUAACAAAUGUCUUCUUCCAUCAAGACUAAAUUGUCUCCCGAAAGAAUAAUGGGCUUCCAAUCCAUUAGGGAGCAGUCAGGUUUGCCCUGGGUUAUUAAUGACACCAUACCUAACAAAAAUGGCAUUGGAACAAAAUGUCAUAGAGAGUCAUUGAGUCUAGACAGCAGUGAAUGAGAAGGUAUUGAUCGAUUCAGGUCAUUUGGGCUGGACAAGGUUGAACGGCUCUCAUCGAUGCUCCACCCGUAGCCUUAUGGUCAUGACGUAAUUCUUCAGCAAUAAUGUCACAAGCAGGAGGGUGUGCAGGAGGGGAGCUUAACACCAGUCUAGGCUAAGCUGGUUUUACCACAGGGGCGCUGGGGGCAAAAGAUUCUUUGAAAUGUCAUGGAACACACUGUCUGAGGGGUUAGCAAAAUCAGGAAUCAAAUGCAGUUCAAUCCCACUGUACCUUAGCCUCUGCUAAUGGGCUCAGCUCCUCAUAAAUGCUACAGAGAAGCUGUAUCUAUUGUGCAUGCUUAUCCUGGCCAGACUCAGAAGCGAUGACAGCACUGAAGCUCCUGUGCUUGGAUUUCUGCAGCACUUUCACAGAGCCUGUGAAUCAGCGAUAGGGGCCAGACAAGUGGAUCAGAAUCCUCCAGAACAAGUAGAUCUUUCAUACAGUAGUGCUUACGCGAUCCUUAGAGCACAGACAAAAGCAGAAAAUGGUACCAGCUGAAAGUACCAGCUUCGUGUGCGGUGAUCACAGCGACGGCCCUGCACGCCUGUAGUUUUUGGGUUUUGCUGCCUAUCACAGAGAUCAUUAUUAAUAAAGCAAUAAUGGGCAGUACUCAGUCACCAGAAACCCCGCCCUCUCACAAUGAAGCCUUUGCUCUGUCCCGCCCCCCCAGGCUAAGUGCACGUUUCAUUGGCUGACUGGAUGUGGCAAGACUCACCAGAAACUCAGGGGUUUCUCACUGUUUGACAGUGGCAAUGCCUGCAUUGUAAAAGGCACUUUAUCAUGCAUCUCGAAUGGAAGCCUGUGUUCUUGUGCAAGUUUGUAAUAAUAAUAAUAACAAUGAUGAUGACAAUAAUGACAAUAAUGAUAAUAAUAAUAAUAAUAAUGUAAUCGUAUUUUUUUGUAAUUGAAUGGGGCUACAAUUAACAAGUUGAACCGGUGACUGUUCCUUGUGUCUUUUAGAUCUAAUCUGUCUUAUGCUAAAGUAAAGCUCUGUGUAUAUGGA